This is a messenger RNA of Patiria miniata (bat star), 1117 nucleotides long. RefSeq lists its product as uncharacterized. The transcript has 4 exons. The coding region runs from base 127 to 954 and encodes 275 amino acids. The record is from RefSeq and is a predicted model, not a curated record. Lineage: Eukaryota; Metazoa; Echinodermata; Asteroidea; Valvatida; Asterinidae.
UGCGUACAACACGCUAGACGAAGUAGAGCCCAGAUAUCAUGAAUGCUAUGGGAUUUACUGUAAAAAAAAAAAAAAAAAAGGUCUGAAAGUAACCGAACAUCUGCCCUAUUCCGGAGAAGUUCAAGGAUGAGUAACCGUGCCGAGUGUGGCCAAUAUUUAAGGUCUACAGUGUGCAACGGUUAUAGCUACAGAUGUCCAAUGCUCGCCAUACUUUUACUGGUUCUGUCAUCUUGGACCUGCAAGGUUCAUGGGACUACGUCGCCGGUACCGGAACCGACCGGCGAACCAACUGGGGAACCGGAACCGACAGGCGAACCAACUGGGGAACCGGAACCGACCGGGGAGCCGACUGGGGAACCGGAACCGACCGGCGAACCAACUGGGGAACCGGAACCUACAGGCGAACCAAUUGGGGAACUGGAACCGACCGGAGAACCAGAGGGGGAACCGACCGGGGAACCGAAACCAGAACCCUCCGAUGAACCUGUCUCUGUAUCCGAAGAAGAUGGCUUCAGGGCAUCCACCAUGGAGGUCAUCCUCCCACCACUUGGUCUCAUCUGCGUUAUGUUGUUUGGUCUAUCCUACCUAGCUUUAAGAACUGAAUUCCGACGUCGAGCGAACCACGAUCGGCGUGUGCACAAUCUAUACAUGACCCAGUCCAGCAUGAAGAUGCUCAAGUCUUGCCCCAAGGAAAGCCAAGCAUUUCUGGAAGAGGAAGACAUCGAUAUUCUGGACAGCAUGCAGAGUUUCUUCAACCGUCCGCUGGGGCUGUGUCGUAUCGCCAUGCCGGGCCUGCUCUCCCUCGCUUUCUGCCCCUUGGUUCUCUUCAUCUACGCCCCGGUGGGGGACUUCUUCUGGCCCGCCGACCUCUUCCCGGGAGGGCAGCCGAACAUCAAUGAAGUCAUCGGUAAAGUCGUGCCUACAGCUUGGCAAUCGUCAACAUUGUUAGGCUGAAUGUAACUCUGUUUAUUCAGCACACUAGUCAAGACAGUAUUAAAAAAAACUGAUAUAUAUUUAUUUAUGAAGGAAGACAUUUUCGUUUUUAAAAUACCUUGGUUUUGCCAAGGAAAAAUAUGAGGGACAAAGAAAAACCAACAAGUCAUGUGGUGUUUCCAAG